Molecule: messenger RNA, 1111 nt
Organism: Aspergillus caelatus
Lineage: Eukaryota; Fungi; Ascomycota; Eurotiomycetes; Eurotiales; Aspergillaceae
Exons: 3
Coding region: 249-1046 (265 amino acids)
Source: RefSeq, a predicted model, not a curated record
CUCACAUCGUGGUAUAUUGAAUGUUUACACAAUGCCCUCACAUUUCUUUGUAUCAGACGGGAAAUAGAGCGCCGUAUUCUAGGGUUUGAACACUUACCACGCAGCUUCUGAAGACGCUACAUGUAAAGACCCAUGGUCAUGAUCUAGGUCAAAUGAGAAUGAACGAUCUUUGAAAAAAGAAAAAUAGCCUCCCCGACUACGGUAAUACGGUACGCUAUUUCGUGCAGUAAGUUAUUAAUGAUUACAAUAUGGGAGGCAAUAUAGUCAACAACGCCGAAACUACAACCGGAUGCCCAUCAGAUGUUGAAAGGGGCAAUUAUGAGGAUGAGAAGGCCCUGCUGGAUCAAAUCAGAUCAGUUGGUGGUCGAGAAGUGCAAGGUAUAGCUAUACUAAGCUUCAGAGCGCUACAGCUUUACCGUAUCUCAGAUCUACAAAAAGAGCUUUUAUUGAAACAAAAGAGCGUGAUGAGUGGACAACAGGGUACAGAAGGAGAUAAUGGUCGUCAGACCGAUAAAUUACUACAAAGAUAUGCUAAUGCGGUCCGAAACUAUGAAACCCUAUCCCAGAACCUAGUCCUUGACAAAAUUGAUGGCUACAAAUUCCUUGAUGAUAAAUGCCAGAGAUUCCAUCUAGAAUAUAGGAAGGGAUCUUCCAAAUGGGCAAGUCCCAGGUGGAAGUUCUGGGAGGACAAGACCGUCACUGUAGCUGCCACCGAGCCGAGUGCUGGUUUUUUCGGUCCCCUUGGAUUUCGGGAACUUGAUAAGCAGAAACGAGUAGAACGAGAACGUCGAAGCGCAUACCAUUCCCGGUUUGGCAUGGGUCUAUUCGGAGGCGUGGCUCUAAUUGUACCUAUGAUUAUCAUGGCUUUACAUCCAGGCCUUGUGGUAGAUUUAGUUACCACUUCAGCCGCCACAGUGAUAUUUAUUUUGAUUGUUACUAUUUUUGGGCGAGAUGCAACUGGAAAGGAUGUCCUGGCAUCAACAGCAGCUUAUGCCGCUAUUUUGAUUGUAUUCGUUGGGACAAGCCUUGACCUACGUGCGCACUAGAUAAUCACUAGGGCAAUACUUAAUUCUUAGCAAUACGUUUCAGUAAUUAACCCGCUUUCGGAAAC